CCUCAGCACAUCGGUUCCCAAAGGGCUUAAGUUAUCUGAACAUCGGGAAUCUAGGGUCAGUUUCCAAGCCUGUGGCGGGAUUCGAAAAGGACCGGAAAGUAAAACUUCCGCGGAAGCCCGCACGACCCUGUGUGGUCUGGUCCUCCUGAGGACCGCAACCUCUCAGUCUCGCCCCAAGGGCAACGGUUCGGGCAGGUUCGUCAUUUCCACGGAAGAUCCCGAGGUCCCUAGUACAGCCGGUUUCCGUGGUCACCCGUCUAAAGCCGGAUGCGCUUUGGGAGCUUCAGCCUAGGCCUGCAAGGCGCUCGAUUUCCCCCCAAAGAGUCUAACUAUGGCGGCCUGGAAGAGCCACCCGCAGGUGUCUCUGACCUUUGAAGAUGUAGCCGUGGCUUUCACCCAGGAGGAGUGGGGGCAGCUGGACCCUGCUCAGAAGACUCUGUACCAAGAGGUGAUGCUGGAAAUCUCUGGGUUCCUGGUGUCUCUGGGGUGUCCUGUUCCCGCACUGAAGCUACUGGAACAAGGGCAGGAACCAUGGGCAGUGGCAAAGUCCCUCUCCCAAAGCACUUGUUCAGGUGACAGUGGAAAACCCACGGCCAUAGGACCUACCACUUGUAAGGCACAGCUGUCUGAGGCCACCUCAUUCCAGGGCCAGUCAGCACCAAGAACCUCAAGAGGCUUGCAGUGGGUGCCAACCAAAGGCCACGAUGAUGCAUCGGAAGUUCAGGAAAGGCCCUUUAUACAAGAGACAGAGGGCCAGGAGGAGAAGCUUCCUGAGAAAAUGAGCCCUAUACUAGAUGAUGUAGGGACAGCUGAGGAAUUGUGUCCAAUGCUCAUACAGGAGGAAGAGGAAAUGGUCUUCAAAUGCAGAGACUGUGGGAAGGCGUUUAGUAAGAAAAACCUUCUUGCUUCACAUGAGAAAAUCCACUCUGGAGUGAAGCCCUAUGAGUGUACAGAAUGUGGGAAGACCUUCAUAAAGAGCACCCAUCUCCUUCAGCACCAGAUGAUCCACACUGGGGAGAGGCCCUACGAGUGUCUGGAAUGUGGGAAGGCCUUCAACCGCAAGUCCUACCUUUCCCAGCACCAGCGGAUCCACAGUGGGGAGAAGCCGUAUACGUGCAGCGAGUGUGGGAAGGCCUUCACACACCGCUCUAAUUUUGUCUUGCACGGCAGGAGACACACUGGAGAGAAAUCCUUCGCGUGUACAGAAUGUGGACAAGUCUUUCGACACAGGGGUGGUUUCCUAAGGCACUGUGUCAGUCAUGGUGGAGAGGACCCGUACGAGUGCUUUGAGUGCAGACAGGUCUUUAAGCACAGGUCCUACCUCAUGUGGCACCAGCAAACGCACACUGGGAAGAAACCAUACGAGUGCAGUGAGUGUGGGAAAGUCUUCCUGGAGAGCGCAGCUCUGGUCCACCACUAUGUGGUCCACACUGGGGAGAAGCCCUUUGAGUGCCUCGAGUGUGGCAAGGCCUUCAACCACAGGUCCUACCUCAAGAGGCACCAGCGCAUUCACACUGGGGAGAAGCCGUUUGUGUGCAGCGAGUGUGGGAAAGCCUUCACCCACUGCUCUACUUUCAUCUUGCAUAAAAGAGCCCACACUGGCGAGAAGCCCUUUGAGUGCCAAGAAUGUGGGAAAGCCUUUAGCAAUCGGAAAGACCUCAUUCGCCACUUCAGCAUCCACACUGGGGAGAGGCCCUAUGAGUGUGCCGAGUGCGGGAAGGCCUUUGCCCUCAUGUCUGGUCUUACGAGGCACAAGCGGAUUCAUAGUGGGGAGAAACCUUUUGAAUGUAUUGAGUGUGGGAAAUCCUUCUACUGGAGCACAAACCUCAUUCGCCACGCCAUCAUCCACACUGGGGAGAAGCCGUAUAAGUGCAGUGACUGUGGGAAGGCCUUCAGCCGCAGCUCUUCCCUCGCUCAGCAUCAAAAAAUGCACAGUGAGAGAAACCGUGCCAGUGUGUCGCAUGAGGGACCUCUCACAACCAUGCACACCUCAGUUACCCUCCAAGAACUCCUUCUAGGCAAAGACUUCUUAAGUGUAACCUCUGAGGGAGAUCUUUUGUCACAAGAAACAAAUUCCUCAGCAUCUGAUUGUUUAUACCAAAGAGAAACUCCACAAGUGUCUUGAUUAUAAAGAGAGAGUAAAAAGCUCCUGUUGCAGAAUCUUCUCCAUCAUCCGAAGACCAACAUCAGCAGCAGACCCAGUUUAUAGCCGUAUUUUUCACCUGAAAGUUCACCCAGGAAAGAGACCCAUGGUUUGGGGCUUUGGAAUUUUGUUUUGUUUUCUUAUAGGAAAAGCUUCAGCCUCAUCUCUUUCCUUGUUUACACUGCAGUGUUAGCUCAGGAAUUGGUUUACAGAGGAACAGAUGUAAACAAAAAUAAAAACAGGUCUCUUCAGACCUCCCUGCCAAAUCUCUGACACUUCAUUAUUGAUUCCUUAGCUUAUUUGGAGUUAAGUGGGUGUUUCAGAGGUACAAGGCCUUCCGCCCUUUUUGUGCCUUAUGUAUUCAUUUGUUGCUGUUCAGUUACUACAGGAGUUAGCUGGGAACAAGCCUGUAAAUGUGUGUAUGUUUUUGUGUCCUAAGAUAAUUUCUUUAUUCUUAAGAUCUGUAGCUUUUAUGAAGGGGCAUUUGAGUCAUGAAAAUAUUUCCUAUUUAAGGGAAUGAGGAUCCAUAACUUUCCUAAGUAUGUCUGUACUUUUGAAAAUUCCAAUAGUUUUUUUUUUCCUUUACCAAGAUGUGUCUUACUAUGUGUGUUUGUGCUUGUGUGUGUAAGCUUAACUGCUGAGCCAUCUCUACCCCGUAAUCACAUGAAUACACAGCGUCCUCAUAGCAUACAGCUGAAAUUUUUGCCCUUUUUUAUGGGAUACAAAUCAUAAAGCCUGUGUUUUCAGCUGACUCAGACAUUUCUCAGGGUAAAACAAAAUGCUGUGGGGGUGGGGAACUCUUGUGAGAUAGCUCAGUGGUUCAGAGCAAUUCUAGAAGAUAAUGUCCCCUCUCCCAGCAAAGCUUGUCCUCAGGGCUAGGGACAUCAUUUAGGGGUUAAUUGUUACUUGUAUAGGGUUGGGAGUUGGGGUGGAAAUUGUGUCAGCCCAGAGAUCUCCUUGAAAAAAAAAAGAGGAAAAAUUGGAUGGGAUAAUAGGUAGAUUAGUAUGAACUUACACUAAAAAUACUGAGUAACAGAGUGAACACUUGUAAACUAUUAUUUAUGGACAAUUUACGUUCGUAUAGAUUUAUGUUUAUAUUGAUACAAGUUCAAAUUAUAUUUGUGCUCCUAUUUCUGUUUACAAUA
Messenger RNA from Microtus oregoni (creeping vole), 3288 nucleotides. RefSeq names its product zinc finger protein 264-like. Bases 332 to 2125 code for a protein of 597 amino acids. The transcript has 4 exons. Gene Ontology annotation, cellular component: nucleus. The record is from RefSeq and is a predicted model, not a curated record. Gene Ontology annotation, molecular function: RNA polymerase II cis-regulatory region sequence-specific DNA binding; DNA-binding transcription factor activity, RNA polymerase II-specific. Gene Ontology annotation, biological process: regulation of transcription by RNA polymerase II. Lineage: Eukaryota; Metazoa; Chordata; Mammalia; Rodentia; Cricetidae.